Messenger RNA from Vanrija pseudolonga, 1202 nucleotides. Its product is annotated as Transcription factor tau subunit. NCBI's taxonomy places the organism in Eukaryota, Fungi, Basidiomycota, Tremellomycetes, Trichosporonales, Trichosporonaceae. The coding region runs from base 202 to 1164 and encodes 320 amino acids. The record is from RefSeq and is a predicted model, not a curated record. The transcript has 6 exons.
CCAAUGUUCUCGCUCCCUUCCCAUUCCACCUGCCUCGGCUCACCUCCGAGCCGGAUCCCGUAUAAGCAACCCUCGGGCCAAUGCCGACCCUCGAGUCAUGAUCAGUGUGCGAUGCGUGCACGGAGAAACCUCGGCAUUGUGGUCAAAUAGUGGAGAAACAUCACACCAGUGAGCCAUGGAUCGCACGAUACAAAUGCCGAGAUGAAGAGUGAGCAGAGGAGGACAUGCCAUCUCGACGCCAGCAUGAUUGAAGCGAUCUACAUCUGUCGCCACGGCUAUCGAGCCAACUGGGACGACCCGUCGAUAACGACGUCUGUUACGGGUACAUAUCAGGACCCCCCGCUGGCGAAGCGUGGGCUCGAGCAGGCACAGCACCUUGCGCUCCACCUUACCUCCGACCGGCGCACCCCUGAUCUCCUAUUCUCGUCGCCAUUUUACCGCUGCCUGCAGACUAUCGAGCCACUGGCUGGCUUGACCGGGCUCCCAGUUCACGUUGAGGCGGGAAUAGGCGAAUGGUACACCCCCGUGCGCGAGGGCACCGGCCUUCUGCCUCGUCCCGGGUCGGCGCACAUCCUGCAGCAGCACCUCCCCGACAUCACGCUUGACGCUAAAUGGACGUCACUCCACUUCCCCGACAGGAAGGGAGAGACAGUCGAGGAGCUCCGGGUGCGCUGCGACGGCUUCGUCGAGACAUUCAUCCCGCUCGUGGAGGCGACAUACCCGGACGCCAAGGUCGUUCUCUUGAUGUGCCAUGCUGCGACUGUGAUUGGUAUCGGCCGGGCGGUGAGUGAAGGGAGCAAACCAGAUGCUGAUACCCAGCUCGUGGGUGACUGUGCCCGCGACAUUCGCUCUCCAACCGUCUCACUGUCAGAGUAUCGUCGCCGAGGCGGGAAGACUGUGCGGACCGCCAGCUGGCAGCAGUCAGAUCCGUACUCACGCAGCGAGGGCCCGAAGGUCGGCCGAGUGAUCGGACAGUGGGAGCACGUCGUGAACGCCGACACGUCGUUCCUUCCCAAUGGCGCCGAGGUGAACUGGAACUUUGGCCAUGUGCUGUACGAGGCAGACGGAAGCCUGGUCAAGCAAACCGGAGACGGCAGGACUUGGACCGAGGACGAUAUCUAUCCCGUCGGUCCUACCCACCCGACUGUUGGCACAAUCAAGUGAAUUCAGCCCAUCGUGUCCGCAUGAACCAAUGAUGUUGA